Linum tenue is the source of this 2093-nucleotide messenger RNA. The record is from the annotation of a GenBank genome assembly. Lineage: Eukaryota; Viridiplantae; Streptophyta; Magnoliopsida; Malpighiales; Linaceae.
CUUCCAAAUCCAAGAACUUGCAGAGCUCGCAGAAGAGCAAUUCCCUGCUCUUCUUCAUUGCCUCCUCUUUCUGGGCCAUAUUGGUGUUUAUCCUCGACACUUGCAUCGCAAAAUCUGAGGCAAGAUUGGAAUCGCCAGCGCUGCUUUUGUUCCUGGUGCAGAGGAUUUGGGUUCUGGGCCUGCUGUUGUAGGGUAAGUGGUUACCGCUGGGAAGGGGCCAAGCUUGGAGCUUUACUUGUUGGAGGAGUGGGUUUGGACGACAUUGAUGGAUUCUCAAGGCCAUACUGAAGAAUAGGGUGGAACUCGCUGAGUGAGAAUUUCAGACUUUGAGUUGAGAGUUUUGGAAGGCUUUUCCUACAUUCCCACCGCACGCGUGGCUUUAUUAGGGAUUAUCUUUUUUUUUCUCCCUAUUCAUUAAAAUAAAAUGGUCGAAAUAAUAAUGGAUCCUGCGGAGAGUUCACAGAUGGUGGAUCCAAAUCAACAAUGCAACCAAAGCUUCUUCAAACCCUUCCGUAUUUAGUCUUCAUCUCCAUCCUCCUCCUCUAUCUGUACUCUUUUGCUCUCAGUCCUUACUCGUUGCCAUCUUCUGCUUCCAACUCCGCUUCGCAUCUUUCAUCAUCGCAGUCCUGCAAUCUCUUCAACGGGAGCUGGGUUCUGCCCUCCGACCGCCCGAGACCUUUCUACGAUGACUCCUGCCCUUUCCACAGAAACGCCUGGAACUGCAUUAGGAACAACCGAGAGAACAUGGAUCUCAUCAGUUCCUGGCAAUGGGUGCCUCAAGAUUGCGAAUUGCCUCGGAUCGAUCCGGAGAGGUUUCUGGGUUUCAUGAGGAAUAAGAAGAUUGGGUUUAUUGGGGAUUCGUUGAAUGAGAACUUUCUGGUCUCAUUUCUGUGUAUUCUUAGAGUGGCUGAUAAUGGCGCUAGGAAGUGGAAGAAGAAGGGGGCAUGGCGCGGUGCUUAUUUCCCCAAGUUCAACGUCGUUGUUGCCUAUCACCGUUCAGUGCUGCUUGCUAAAUUUAACCAAAAGGGUAUGCAUCUGACCAAUGAGGGAGUGAAGGGAACUCAUCGAGUAGACAUUGAUGUACCCGGGGACGAGUGGGCCAACAUUACUAGCUUUUAUGACGUCCUCAUUUUCAACACAGGACAUUGGUGGAGUUAUGCUAAAUUCCCAAAGGAGGCACCUCUUGUUUUUUACCGUGGAGGGCAACCAGUGUAUCCCCCUCUUGGGUUGGUUGACGGGCUGAAGAUUGUUCUCGAGAACAUGGUUUCGUAUAUUGAACAACAAGUUCCAAAGAAGACGGUCAAGUUUUGGCGCCUACAAUCGCCGAGGCAUUUUUAUGGCGGUGAAUGGAAUCAGAAUGGAAGUUGCUUGUUCACCAAACCCCUCAGGGAGAAUGAGCUUGAUACUUGGUUUAACCCCGAAAGGAAUGGAGUGAACCGGGAAGCAAGACAAAUCAAUCGGGUAAUCGAGGAUACACUGGAAGGCAGGGACAUAAAGUUGCUGGAUUUGACACAUCUGAGUGAGUUCCGAGCGGAUGCCCACCCAGCGAUUUGGCUUGGGAAGAAAGACGCUGUGGCAGUUUGGGGUCAGGACUGCAUGCAUUGGUGUCUGCCUGGCGUCCCAGACACUUGGGUCGAUAUACUGUCGAAGCUGAUCUAUGAUAAUCUGGAACCAGCAGUUGGAUGAAAGAAACUCUUGUGGAGAUAUGUCAUUCAAUUUUGUAGGUAGGUCCUUCACACCCCGGCACAUUGAUUGCACCAACGAGAGCUCUCAAUAUUUUUCAUGGUGCUGUUACGAAAGCUUGAAUUUCAAUGAGGAAUCAGGCAAAUCAUAUUCGACAUAGACGGAUAUAAAUCAUAUGCAUCAGAGUUAUUCAGCGAAUAUGUUGAUUCGGGUUUCCUCAUGUUGUCUUUCGGAUAUGUUUGUAAUUUCUGGAACUGUUUCAUUUGGUAGAUGUUUUUUCGAGGGACCUCAUUGUGCAUUGCUACUACAUAAUUCAAUCUCUUUCCUCUAUUAAAUUUGUAAAAAGUGUCUAGCCUGAACAAUCACCAGCCAUACCCGUAUACCAAGCUUGUCCAGAAAUCAUAUCCAAC